GUAAGUGCAAGUGGAAAUGUUUUGACGUUUUAAUAUUUAAUUUUGGUUCUAUGAAGAGAUGUGCCCCGGAUAAAGUGUAAAAUAAGUCGCCAUGUAUUGUCUACAGUGGUUGAUUCCAGUUCUUCUCAUACCGAAGCCACUAAACCCAGCACUGAUAUACAAUCAUGCCAUGUUUAUUGUGCUGUAUUUGACCAGUUUUUUUCUAGUCAGAAAACCAUGUACAAUUUGCAGCCUUGUUUUCCUGGCGGCCGUGUUUCUCAUCUGCUACAGUUGUGUAGGAAAUUGUGUUUUGUGGCAUUGUCCUGAUGAUAAUUGUGAAGGGGUUGGGUGUCCCUGAGGAGAAGGUUUUACCAUGUGAAAGUGAAAGUGAAAGAAAGUAAGCAAAUUAGACUACCGAUACUCAAAAUCAAUAAACAAUAGGCCUUUUGCCAAUGUUAAUGAAUUGUUAAUCUGAAGCUUUUGAGAGACAUUCUAUCAUUAAUACAUUUGUUUGAUUUGAAAUGAAGAUAUAAAACAACACAUGUAGUUGUAUGAUUACAAUCUUUGCUUCACCUGAGGAAGAUCUAAAGAGGAGAAAAAAAGCUUCCUUGAUGAGAUUGUGGACCUUAAAUUGGAGUUUUGUGUAAAUUGAAGUGUAACUGCUGAUAAAUUGAUUUUUGGUUUAAAUCUGGAAUGAAUUUUGAUAUGUUGUUAAAUAUAUUUCUACUUCUAAAUUGUGACACUCUUGUAAAGAGAACUGUGCACAAAUUAUAUUGUUAUUUAUCCUAGUUGUCAUGUAAAAAUAUCAUAUAGAAUCAGUGAAGUUAUGUUAUGAACACUCUGAUAUCAU
Lottia gigantea (owl limpet) is the source of this 829-nucleotide messenger RNA. RefSeq lists its product as hypothetical. Bases 92 to 337 code for a protein of 81 amino acids. The record is from RefSeq and is a predicted model, not a curated record. Lineage: Eukaryota; Metazoa; Mollusca; Gastropoda; Lottiidae. The transcript has a single exon.